This is a messenger RNA of Dama dama (fallow deer), 4063 nucleotides long. It is a transcript of the gene C3AR1, whose product is annotated as complement C3a receptor 1. Gene Ontology annotation, biological process: inflammatory response; phospholipase C-activating G protein-coupled receptor signaling pathway; complement receptor mediated signaling pathway. The record is from RefSeq and is a predicted model, not a curated record. The transcript has 2 exons. Gene Ontology annotation, cellular component: plasma membrane. Bases 205 to 1659 code for a protein of 484 amino acids. NCBI's taxonomy places the organism in Eukaryota, Metazoa, Chordata, Mammalia, Artiodactyla, Cervidae. Gene Ontology annotation, molecular function: complement component C5a receptor activity; G protein-coupled receptor activity; complement component C3a receptor activity.
UAGAGUCAGAUGGUAGUGGAAAGUGUUGGGUUUGGUUUAUCAUCAGAAAGAAAGAGAGAGGAAAGAGGAGGCACUCAUCAAAGUUCCUAACCAUACUUAAGGACUUGACUGUGGUCCAGCGCGGGGACCAGACGGGACAAGUGGGGACCUCCAGACCCGUGCAGAAGCUUUCAGCUAUUAUCCCGGGUUUUUGAAGUUUUAGCAAUGGAGUCUUUCUCUGCUGAGACCAAUUCAACUGACCUACACUCACAGCCCUGGGAUGAACCCCAUGUAAUUCUCUCCAUGGUCAUCCUCAGCAUCACUUUCCUACUGGGGUUGCCAGGCAACGGGCUGGUGCUGUGGGUGGCUGGCCUAAAGAUGCAACGAACAGUGAACACAGUUUGGUUUCUCCAUCUCACCUUGGCUGACUUCAUCUGCUGCCUCUCGCUGCCCUUCUCCCUGGUCCACUUGGUUCUCCAAGGACACUGGCCCUAUGGCUGGUUCCUAUGCAAGCUCAUCCCCUCUAUCAUCAUCCUCAACAUGUUUGCCAGUGUCUUCUUGCUGACUGCCAUUAGUCUGGACCGCUGUCUGUUGGUACUCAGGCCAAUCUGGUGCCAGAAUCAUCGCAACGUGGGAACAGCCUGCACUAUCUGUGGUUGUAUCUGGAUGGUGGCUUUGGUGAUGUGCAUACCUGCAUUUGUAUACCGGGAGACGUUCACUAUAGACAACCAGAGUAUGUGUGGCUACAACUUUGGUUACCAUGGCUCACUAGAUUAUCUAGACUUCACCUUUGAUCUACUGGAAAACGGGUCUUUUGACAACUCCAUUGCUGAUCCGCCUGGAGAAAUGGAUGACAGGUUAGAUUCCUUCUCUCCACAAACCAAGGAUCAGCCUUGGGCAGCCACCACUGGCCUCCAUUCCCCAAAAUUUCAAAGAACUUCUAGAGAUUCACUCCCUAUGGAUUCAGCUAGAUUAUCUGUUCAACAACCACAUUAUGAUCUAUUCCAGUCUGCUGAUGAAGUCUCAGCUACACUCUCCAGUGACUUUCCCAUUGAAGAUCACAGAACUCACCCCCUGGAGAACUCGGAUUCUUUUCUCCCUGAUGAUUUUGAGAUUUUUCCUAAUGCCUCCAGUGAUUCCUUAUACAUAUCUGAGCUAUCACAAUAUUUCCAGGAUGAUUAUUUUGGCCAAUUUGCGUAUAAUCAUCAAGUGCCAACACCCCAGGUAGCCAUAACCAUCAGUAGGCUAGUGGUGGGUUUCCUGUUGCCCUUUAUCAUCAUGGUGGCCUGUUAUAGCCUCAUUAUCUUCAAAAUGCGUCGGAGCCGCUUCACCAAGUCUCGGAGCAAACUCUUGAGAGUCACUAUGGUGGUAGUGGUUGUCUUCCUUGUCUGCUGGGCUCCAUACCACAUUAUUGGAGUCCUCUUAUUGUUUACUGACCCAGAUGCUCCCUUUGGGGAAUCUCUGUUGUCCUGGGAUCAUGUGUCUCUUGCUCUAGCAUCUGCCAAUAGUUGCUUCAAUCCAUUCCUCUAUGCUCUCCUGGGAAAGGACUUUAGGAGAAAAGCAAGACAGUCCAUGCAGGGAAUUCUCGAGGCAGCUUUCAGUGAGGACAUGACACACUCUACCAGCUGCCCUCCAAACAAAACAUCUUUUGAAAGAAACAGUAUCAGUACAGUUGUAUGAAAACAUGGAGCCACUGACCUAAGUAGAGGUUCUUAGGCAAAUGCAACAUGUUUCUUAAAAGACAGGAGAGAUGGGGAGCAGGGGGUUUCUUGCAGAGACCGUCAAAGAAUCCAUCUGGAGGUUCUCAAAGUGUGGUCCCAGACUAGUGGAAUGAGCAUCACCUGGAAAGUUGUCAGAAGUACAAAUUCUCCAGCCCCUCCCCCUGCAGGCUGGCUGAAUCUGAAUCUCUGGGGGUAGGGUCCCAAGAGUGUUUACACAAGCUCUCUUGUUUCUGAUGAAUGCUAAACUUGGGAAUCACUGUAAAGAUAGUCUAUUUCGAUCCCCAAAAAAGGCACGUGAGAUAAAUGAGAAUGCAGUCUGCUUAAAAAUGAUGUUUCAAAAAAAAAAAUAAUAAUGUUUCCAUUGUCAAAUAUUUUAUAAAUUUCCUUCCAGAUUCAAUUUCUUUUUUUUUUUUUUCUGGGACUUUAUUUUUGUUUUGAAAAUAAAUUCAUUUGUACUAAUUUUUUAGAUUCCAUGGAUAAAGCUUGAUCUUUUUUCUUCAUUUAUUUUUAUUAGUUGGAGGCUAAUUACUUUACAAUAUUGUACAGUAGAAAUUAACACAACAUUGUAAAUAACGUACACUCCAAUAAAUUGGAAAAAAAAAAUAGUGCUGGCAAUGUUUAUUGGGCUUCCCUGGUGGCUUGGAUGGUAAGGAAUUGAUAGCUUAUGGUGAACGGUGUCGGAUUUGUGAUCUCUGAAGAAGAUGUAGCUUCAGGACCAGGGAUCAGGCUUGAUCACUCAAGAGCUUUUGUGUAGCAGAGUUUAUUAAAGUGAAAGAGGGCAGAGAGAGCUUCUGACACAGACACCAGGAGGGGGAUGGAGCAUACCCCCUACUAGUCUAAGCAGGGAGCUGUACACUUUUUCAAUUGGUUACUACAAUAAAUCAAAAGAAUGUCUCAAGGUUGUCAUGGUCUUACUAGAAAGUGAAAAGUGAAGUUGCUCAGUCAUGUCCGACUCUUUGCGACCCCUUGGACUGUAGCCCACCAGGCUCCUCCGUCCAUGAUAUUUUCCAGGCAAGAAUACUGGAGUGGGUUGCCAUUUCCUUCUCCAGGAGAUCUUCCACACCCAGGGAUUGAACCCGGAUCUCCCGCCUUGUAGGCAGACAGUUUACCGUCUCCAGAUUCAAUUUCAAACCAUUUCUUCUAGGGCUCCCUGAGUGAAAGAUGAUCUUUUAUUCAAUGGCUUUGUUGGGGUGAUGGCAGUGGUGAUGGUUUUAAAUGAAAAAAAAAGGCAGGGGGCAGCAAAAAGAAAAAGUCUAAAAACAAGGAACAGCUCUAAAAGGACUGUUUCUGAAUAAAGUUGGUGAAACGUGAAAAACAAACAAACAAGGAGUUAUGAGACUGAGUUGGGAGCAAGUACAAGACCAGAUGCCUGCUACUUGGUGCCGGGAGCUGUUAUGGGGGGUCCCGCCCGUGACGAGGUCAUGAAGAAAAUACCGGGCAGGCAAGGCCAUCCGGGACCCCAUCUAUGACGAGGUCACGAGGAAAAUACCUGACAGGCAAGGCCGUCUAGGAUAAGGGACCCUCGAGGUUGGCCUCGGCCUCUACCCCACCCUAUAUCCUCCCCGCUUUUCUGCUGUUGUUCUUGUUUGCCCUGCUGCGGAUUCUUGUGUUGCCUGCCGAGAGCUCUCCUGCUCCUCUUUCACUGAAUGAAGACCAACUUAAAACCCUAAUUAAUAAAUCUUCUGGACGCUGGUACCUAUGAAGGGGCCAGGGAUGAAGGAAAUGCUUCAAUUCAAACCCUUUUGCUGGCAUUCUGGCUUGUGUGAUAAAUAUGUGCUCUCAUUGCAAAAAAUGCUCAUGAUUGUUCUAAACAUCCUAAGCACAGUACACUAACAAAAGAAACUAUUAAGCAUAGGUCCCUCCGCGGGGUGAGAAAAGCUCCACAAAUAUGACAGCCACAAAUGUGCCUAAUAGAAAAUACUUUAGAUAGAGAUUAGCUGGUGACUUCUUGCAGGUAAUUAACUUUUAGACUAAGAGCCUGUUUUGUGCCAUAUCUGCUGUUUCUGCAGUCCUUCGCAUUUCUUUUCUGUAAAAAUGUAAUCCUAUAUAGUUCCCAUAGAGAUGACGCUUAUUAGAAAGAAAAUAGAUUAAUUAUAAGAAAAAAAGUGUCAGCUACUGAAGUUGCUUAAGUCACACCAGGUGCAAGCCAUAAAAUGUUAGCAGGCCUGAAGGCCAAAUGAUAAGAAAGACUCUUGUGAAUGAAAAAGUAUGUGGGUGACGUCCUGUUUCUGUUGAAGGUCAAGUUGCUGUAAUGUUUUGAGAUGCCCUGUGUGUAAGCAAUAUGCACUUCCCCCAAAGAUGUUGUUAAGGGUAUAAAGGGGCCGUGCAAAAAUAAACUUCAGACUUAGCCCCGAGCUUUGUCA